This is a messenger RNA of Platichthys flesus (European flounder), 3166 nucleotides long. It is a transcript of the gene pcbp4, whose product is annotated as poly(rC) binding protein 4. Gene Ontology annotation, cellular component: nucleus; cytoplasm. The transcript is spliced from 15 exons. Gene Ontology annotation, molecular function: mRNA binding. NCBI's taxonomy places the organism in Eukaryota, Metazoa, Chordata, Actinopteri, Pleuronectiformes, Pleuronectidae. Gene Ontology annotation, biological process: negative regulation of mRNA splicing, via spliceosome. The coding region runs from base 334 to 1866 and encodes 510 amino acids. The record is from RefSeq and is a predicted model, not a curated record.
CAGCCUGCUCCUCUUCAUCCUCCUCCUCAUCCUCCUCUUCGUCCCAUGAUGCGGACCCCACCUCAGGAUCUAUAACAUCUCCUCCUCCACGCGCCGUCUCUUCUCCUCCUUCUCCUCCUUCUUCUCCUCCUUCUCCUCCUGGAUCGAUCCAGUGAUGUCGUGGUGUCCACAGAUCUGAUACAUCAGAGCUGAGGGAGGACCAGGGACGUGGAUAAACCUCUGACGCCAGCUCCACCUCGCUCCAGGGCUCUCAGAAGGUUCCUCACCAGGUUCUCCAAAGGGUUCUCUGUGCUGCUCUGGAACGCUCCAUACGCCUCAGGGCCUCAGACCUUCAUGCGUCUCCCAGCGGCAGACUCCACCCACACCUCCACCCACCACACCACCACCACCACCACCACCACCACCAUGAGCUGUGACCGGGAGUUUGGAGACGGGGCCAUGGGCGUCACGCUCACACUGCGGCUGCUCAUGCACGGGAAGGAAGUAGGAAGCAUUAUCGGCAAGAAAGGAGAAACAGUGAAGAGAAUACGAGAAGAGAGCAGUGCCAGGAUCAACAUCUCAGAGGGUUCCUGUCCGGAGAGGAUCAUCACCAUCACAGGGCCGACGGACUGUGUGUUCAGAGCCUUCACCAUGAUCACAUUCAAACUGGAGGAGGACCUGUCGGCCUUGGUGGCUAACGGCACAGUGACCAGUAAACCUCCCGUCACCCUGCGGCUCGUGAUCCCGGCCAGUCAGUGUGGCUCGCUCAUCGGGAAGGGAGGCUCUAAGAUCAAGGAGAUCCGAGAGACGACAGGAGCUCAGGUGCAGGUAGCAGGUGACCUCCUCCCUAACUCCACAGAGCGAGAGGUGUCGAUAUCAGGGAGUCAGGACGCCAUCAUCCAGUGUGUGAAGCUCAUCUGCACCGUCAUCUUAGAGUCACCACCGAAGGGAGCGACCAUUCCAUACCGACCCAGCCCGACCCCAGGACCUGUGCUAAUGGCAGGAAACCAGGUGUACGAGGCGUCGGACUUCAGCUCUCACCCUCUGUUCUCUGUGUCUCAGGGAGGAGUCGACCUGCAGCAGAUCCACUCUCCUCUUCACUUCCUGUGGAAUGUCAAAAAUCUCAGACGCUCUUCAGGUGAAAUAAAAACGUACGCGGUGCAGAGCCACUAUGGCGUCCCACACUCUGAGUUGGCGAAACUCCACCAGCUGUCAAUGCAGCAGCAGGGCCUCGCCCCCAUCAGCCAAUCAGCUGCUCAAGGCUUGGAAGCUAGUUGUCAGACCACCUCUCAGGAGCUCCUCAUUCCAAACGACCUGAUUGGCUCCAUCAUCGGGCGUCAGGGCACCAAGAUUAACGAGAUCCGUCAGGUUUCUGGAGCUCAGAUAAAGAUCGGCAGUCAGCUGGACAGCACCAGUGAUCGGCACGUCACCAUCACCGGCACGCCCAUUGCCAUCCACCUGGCUCAGUACCUGAUCACUUCAUGUUUAGAGACCGCCAAAUCCACCGCCCAGUCCUCCUCCAUGCCGUCUCCCGUUGACCUGACCAUGAGCUUCACCCAGCCCGCCCCCCCCGCCUCGUCCUCCUCCUCCUCCCCCCUGGCAGCGAUGGGCGCCGCGAUGCCCCCCGCUCCCCUCCUGGGGUCUCCCUACGCCUUCCCCCUCUCCAGCCUCCUGGGAGUGAAGUCCAUCCCCUACCUGGCCCUCUCCAGCCCUCCUGCCUCAGCCAUCGGGGGUCCCUUGUUACCAGGCUCAAUGCAGACGGCAGCGUCGGCAGCCGUCCCGGUGCAGGCUCAUGCGGUGGCGGCCCUGGCGUCCUACACGGCGAAGAUCUCCUCCUCAGCCAACGGGAUGAAGAAGCCGGAGAGACAGAAGUUUGCUCCGUACUGAAGAGGAGAGGAAACGUCACUGAGGUAUCUGGUCUCAGACUGAGGGCAGUUUCAUUUCCCUUCUGUUUCUCCAUCACUCUCUGGUGCACUUUCUCACUCUCUCACUUGUCUGUCUUUGUCCCUUUCUUCCAUUUGUCUCGUGUCUCUGUGGAAGUGGGAUCACUGGAAGACGUUUGUCUCUGAUAGUCUCAAUGUGAUGGGGGUGCAGGAAGUGACUGAUCCGACCGAACAGCUCAGAGUUCACAUGUGGUUGGUUUGUUGUUGAAGAGCAGCUCCUCUUACUCAGAGAGCAGUCCUUUCACAAUAAAAGCCUCCCUCUGGGUUCCUGGUGGAAGCUUUUAUUGUGAAGCAGCAGAAGAUGAGCCCGACCUGCUCGUCAGCCAGAAAACAAUGAAACUAGGAAAUGUGGAGAAACCAAAGAUUUAAGCUCUGGAAGCAUUCAGGUUUAUUUUUAACUGUAAAAUGACCCAACAGUUAAAAUCUGGUCACAAAACAAUCAGUGGUUUCACGUUUUCUUUGUUAAACUCUCAGAUAUCGGCCUCAGAAACCCUGCAGGGUUCUAAAGUACCUGAACUCUGACUCAUCUGAAACCAACAAACCUCAGAGACUCAGGAUGAAGGCUUUUAGAAACAGAAGAGACGGAUGUGAAGACGUUUACUGUUGUUCUGUGCUCAACACAUUUUAAUGCACACGUGGGAAAAUCUGCUGACCAAUCAGAGCAGACCAUCGGGGGGGAUUUGAAGAGACAGUGUUUGAGACAGAGGCUGAGGAGAGGACGCUGAGCAUUAGAGCAUGAACACAUUUCUGAAACCUUCCUGUGAUUUAUUCAACAGGGAAAAUAUACAUUUAGGAGAUAAAAUGUGUUGUUACAUAAAGUUUGACUUUAGUGUUUUCAUCUUUAAGGUGAUUCAAGUUGUGUUGUUUUCAUUUAGAGACACAAACUGUCUGUUUGAUUUAAUGAGACAAAUCUAACUCAGUAGAAUCCCAGCUUCCUCUUCCUUCACAUCCCAGUGUUCCACUGAUCCCACUUCCCACGUCUCACUGAACUCUUUCUUUGUGACGCUGCCCUCGUCUCACGAUCUGAUGAUUCUGAGGUUCCAGGUGAUUCUGGCCACGAAGCCUCUAAAAGCCAUAAAGACUUUUCAGCUUUUCUCCUCCUUUAUUCUACUGUGUCCUCACAUAUUUAUUGACUAAUAUGAAAUAUUCCCUCAGAGAAUUUAUAUCACUGGUCACUAACACUGAGCUGAACGACUCGGCUUUUGUAUACAAUGAUGUCGACUUGUAUAAAACUACUUCCUGUC